Morone saxatilis (striped sea-bass) is the source of this 6013-nucleotide messenger RNA. RefSeq names its product alpha-kinase 2 (gene alpk2). The record is from RefSeq and is a predicted model, not a curated record. Gene Ontology annotation, biological process: protein phosphorylation. The transcript is spliced from 11 exons. Gene Ontology annotation, molecular function: protein serine/threonine kinase activity; ATP binding. Bases 324 to 4841 code for a protein of 1505 amino acids. NCBI's taxonomy places the organism in Eukaryota, Metazoa, Chordata, Actinopteri, Moronidae.
ACAAUAUCAGGUAACUGACUUUGUACUUGAGGGGGGCAACUGUUAAAAAUAGACUCACACCCCAAGACUGCUGGCUCUGCCUGAGCUUAUACUGAAGUCCUACAUCAUAGGUCUAUAUCUUCAACCACACGGCUAUGAAAAAGGUAAAGAAUCUAAAAGCACAAGAAUGCACUUGGACCCAGGGGAGGUAAUGACACCUGAAAAGCCAGGUACAAAUAAUGUGUGCAUAGAACUUUGUGCCAUUCGUCCCAAAACUUGGCUUGAAGUUGCUGUUUGACAGCCAAAUCCUCGCUGCUGACAACCUCCUACCACUAGAAGUCCCCAUGGAUAUGUCACUCCUUUGCACGGUAGACCAAACACGGUCACCACCAGCUCUUACAGACAGUCAAACAGGGGAUCUAGAGUCUCUCUCUGUUCUGCACAGUCCCACAGAAAGCACGCUGUCUGCAUACGAGACAGGAGCAGAGACUGUGUCAGACCCCACUGACAAAUCAACCAAGACUUUAUCAAACGUUCCCGAAUGCCUCUCUCAGGAGAAAAGCACUGACUCAGACUGUCUGAAGCCUUCGUCAUCCAGCUAUAAUAUGUCAGAGUGUUUGUCACUUUGUUCAGAGCCUUCCUUAAUGGAUGAAGAUUUCAGGGUUUUUAGAUAUUUUGGCUCAUCAGAACCUCUUUUACCUCACAUCUCUCAUAACCUUAUUUCCCCUCUAUCUGAAUCUUUUUCAGAGUUUUACUUUAAACAAGAACCAGCCCUCUGUUUUUCUCCCAUACAAGAAAAUAGCACACCUCAACCUUUGAUGGAGCCAUCUGUCACUGAGCCCAUCUAUAGUCACAGCUUCAGUUCUAAAGACAGUCAAGCAACUUAUCUAUUAAGUUCAUUAUCACAUCAGUCAGAUAGUUUAGAGAGUGAUACAGCUAUAGCACCUGUGUCAGACCUUUAUAUCUUUGAAAGUGACACACAUGACUUCAUACUUAGCCCUAAUGUUGAUCCAGAGGAGAUUAAAUGUCCUGAAUACCAGCCAUUAUCACAAACAGGGGGAAAAAAGUCAGACCCUGACUGCAAUUCACAGUUACUGAUGUGUGAUUCAGAAAAUGUGGUGACACAAUGUCAUCACGGCUCCAGUGAGGAACGAGCUAUGGUGGACUAUGAGUCUGACGUGAGCCAACCCACAAGACUAAGACCACCUGCUGUGAAUGCCUGCGAGGCAGGCUUAAUGUCAGUAAAUGAUGCUAGACGAGGGAAAGCAGAGGUCACUGAUUUAACCCCCCAACCACGGCGCAGUGACAGCCCCAUCGAACUAUGGCUGGAUGCAUGCCAGUAUCUGGCAGGUGAAGAUACAGAAGAUAGGGAUGUUUGGGACAAGACAGGUCAUUCUGUGAUGCAAGGAGGGCUCUCGGCCAACGGUGACUUGUCUUUUCCCACAGGAGAGACACAAGUGUCAUGUUACAACCCUGAUGGUAGUGAAGUGAUUGGCUGGUCCGGUGAUGACACUGGAAGUUGGGGGCCACCGGUUGAGAGAUGGUCGUCAGUGGACAGCUGGGCAAGCGCUCUCUCAGACUGGACUGGGAUCAUCGCGGCUCCACCAGAGGACUUCACAGCUGCUUUCACAGAGAUAGGGGCCGAGAUAGAUGCUUUGACACAGGCACUAGCAGGGGUAAACACUCAUAUAGAUACAGAGAGAUCUAAAGAAGGAGAGGAUAAAGAGGCAGCAGUACAGGCACAAUCACAGCCAUCGCUCAUGGGUGUCCAGGAUCAGCCUCUAAAGGCACAAAACAUCCCAGAGAGCUCUGUCCUCUCAGGGCAGAGCCGUCUCUCGAGUGUUGAAUCCCUGUGUGAUUCAACACCUUCCACACAAGCAGAAAAGGAGCCAGAAGAAAUCCUCAGCAGCCAGGCUGAGCACUCUCUGCACCCCACACAGCAGCACUCAUCCAUGGGAUCAUCCGGUGCUACGGUGGCCUCUCCUGGAGGAUACGGUGUUGGUGUGAUCCCCCGAUCUACUUCUUCCGCUGGUCUAGGCCAUUCUCACUUUGGUGGAUUUGUCGAGUCCUUUGAGGCAGACAAUUUCUACAGCAAUGAGGAAGAUCAAAUCAUACUGAAUAUAGUUGAGGAUACAGAUUUGGAGGGACAAAACGCAUAUGCAGAGCUAACAAUCAAUGAGCCCUUUGCAGAUGGACUGUGUGAAGUGACAGAUGAGCACAGCAUCUCCCAGCCGGGCUGGGUGGCCAAUCAGGAAGCUAAAAGGAGCUGUGGGCCCGCUGGGGUUGACCGUGAAGGAACAGAAUCUUCAACAAAUCUUUUUUUCCUCACCACUCACACACUGACAAACUCACACUGCACAAAGUCUGACACUUUACCAGACCUUGACGGAGCCUGUCAGUUGGAGCCACAGUGGGGAAGUCCCAAGUUUAUUAUGCCCUUAGCUCCUCUUAGCUCCUCCUUCAUCUGUCAGACAAACAACAGUUUGGAAGGAGAUCAAACUUGUGCCAAAAGGUCUUUCAAUAACAACAGGGACCUCAGUUGUGAUCACAUACAACCUUGCAUUCUCUGGCCAACCUCGGAUGGGAUUACAGACAAACCAUAUUUGGAAGGUGUUGAAGAGUUGAUUCAUAAAAAGGAAAAUACACUAGAGUCCACUGAUAAAUCUUCACCAGAGAGACAACUGGACUUAGAUACUGCAGAGUGUUUCUUCACUGCAAAAAAAACAGUAAUUGAGGAGAUUAAUGAUCUCAGUAGAGAACUGUCGAACUUGGCUGCUGUCCCUGCAGAUCAAUUCAUCAUCUCAGAGAAGAACCGCGUUGCAUUCAUCACUUUAGAUUUAAAGGACCCAUUUGUCUCCAGGGCUGCAAGACCCAUCGCCACAGUCGUACAAUCUAAGUUUAAUCAGAAAACAGCUGAAAGGAUGCCUCACAAAACCCAGAAGUCCACCUCAGAGGUCAAAACACGCUCUAAAAAGGACAAAUCAGCCAGUCAUCACCAUGGUGCACAAGCUUUCAAGAAACAAGAGAAUUUAUCUCACCAUGUUUUAGGUCAGCAGGUCUGCAAACAGCAAGAAAAUCACCCUCUUACUGGAGAAAAUCAUACUAGUGAGAACACUCCAGCUGGGCUUGAGGACAAGGAGGCUAAAUUGGUGAUUGAGACUGGUGUGGCGACUGAGAAGGCUCCAAGCAAGCCACAUGGCAAGAAGAAAAAGAAACAUGCUCAGAAUGUAACAGGAGUUAAAAGUGUAGGGGAGCCAUUGGUUGAAGUGGAAAAUGGAGCAAAACCAAAGACUGCAAAAGGAAGGAUUGAGAUGUUUGAGGCCACCCUGGGUGCUAAAGCUGGGAAAGCUCAAAAGGACAGUGAUCAAUCCCAUGGUACUGAGAAAAAGUCCCAGCAACCAGAGGCUAAAGCUUCCCAGGGAGAACAAGUUCAGAAUAAGACGGAUCAUAAAGACCACCAAUCAAAAAACUGCACCAGUCCUCUGAAUGAUGAUAUUAUUAAAAGAAGACGCCUGUCAGAGGAUAAGUUUGGGAAGAUUGUCAGUGUUUUGGAGUCUAAACUACCCAAGCCAGACGUUUCUAUCCAGACCAAGGGAGAGGAGCCCAAGGUAGAUGCCGGGGAAACUCGGAAGAAGGCAUACAGUGAAGUAGUCAAACAGAAAAUCCCACCUAAGGAAGAGCCAAAGGUGGUGAAGCCUAUCCAAGCAGUGGCAGUGAGUGGGGACCCCCAGAGUCUGUGCCUGUGGUGUCAGUUUGCGGCUGUCUUCUCCCACCACACUGUCACCUGGGGCCGAGACGGCACUGUCCUUUCUGAGAUCAAGAGAAGUGCAGGGGACGAGAGCAGAGUGUCACUGAACAUCUCCAACGCUUCUCACAAAGACUUGGGCAAGUACGAGUGUCGGCUCACCAGUUUACACGGAUCAGUCACCCUGGACUACCUGCUCACAUAUGAAGUGCUCAGUGAAAUUGUGAUCCCUCCAUCUCUGAAGACCGUAUCAUCUGCCCCUGUAGAGAUGGGGAGUGAAGAGGAGGAUGUCAAGUGUUCCAGGCUGAUGUUCAAAGAGGAUUUCCUAUCUGACCAAUACUUUGGAGAGAACCAACCUGUCAGCAUCCUCACUGAAAAGGUCCACUUUGGGGAGGGGAUGCACCGGCGGGCUUUCCGGACCAAGCUGCAAGUGGGUCAGAUACCCCUGUUACUACCUGGACACUCUUGUGUGCUCAAAGUACACAAUUCUAUCAGCUACGGGACCAAGAACAACGACGAGCUUGUUCAGAAGAACUUUACCUUGGCUGUAGAGGAGUGCCAGGUGCAGAACACAGCAAGAGAGUACAUCAAGGCAUACACCACUGCGGCCCAGUCUGUUGAAGCCUUCGGAAAGAUCCCAGAGAUCAUUCCCAUCUACCUGGUUCACCGCCCAUCCAAUGACAUCCCAUAUGCCACACUAGAGGAGGAGCUAAUCGGUGACUUUGUCAAGUAUUCAGUCAAGGACGGAAAAGAAAUCAACCUGAUGAGACGUGACUCGGAGGCAGGACAGAAAUGUUGUGCUUUCCAGCACUGGGUCUACGAAAAGACUGAGGGAAACCUUCUGGUUACUGACAUGCAAGGAGUGGGAAUGAGGCUUACUGAUGUGGGAAUAGCCACCUGCAAGAAAGGAUAUAAAGGCUUCAAAGGAAACUGUGCCACCUCCUUCAUUGACCAGUUCAAAGCCUUGCACCAGUGCAACAAAUACUGUGAGCUCCUGGGCCUCAAGUCCCUGCAGCCCAAAGCUAAAAAGCCUGCAUCUGCUCCGAAACCCAAACCUCAACCCCCUGCUGCACCUAAGAAGAAGACAUUUGGGCCAACAGUGAAGGGAAAGUCAUAACAUGAGGAGAAUCUUGGACUAUGGCUUUCAUUUUUAUUGAAAUGGUGAGGUUUUUGGUGAUUUGCUUCACUUACGUUGGACCUCAUCAUGCAGAGUUUGGGCCUGUCAAAGGGGAAUCAGAAAAGUGUCCUGGGCUGUGGCAGGCUAGAUCAUGGAGGACACCGAUCGUUGCGCAAUCAGUUUUUGCUUCAUCUCAUGUUGAACAUUUGAGAGAUUUAUUUAUUUUAAGAUGUUAAGAUUUAACCAGAGAUGGUUUCUGUAUAACUAUGAGUAUUUCUAAUCUAAGGGAGGAAACUUUAUUUAGUUUUAGGAAAACUGUGACAAAACACUUGAAAAUGAUGAUGAGAAUGAUGAGUUUGUCGACAGUGUUGAACUGUGAUGUCUUAGAGAUUGCUAUUAUUGAUGCAAUGAUUUUCUUUACAUAUCAAUGCAGUUUUUCUUGUUUUUCUACUUCUGUGAUGUUUUCAAACUAUUAGUUCAUUAAAUUAAUGAAUUUGUUAAUUAAUUGAUUAAAGGAAAUGUCUUUAAAGUAGGUUAUAUGAUAAAAUAGACACAGUAGAGGAUGUAUAUUGUUUAAGGUUCAGUUACACUGUAUGAGUGGGUAAUAUGAUUUAUUUGCAAGGUGACAGAGGUAUUUGAUGGGCGUAUAUUCAAUUUAAUGUUACAUUACUAUAAUGUUUGUUCAUGUAGUAAAGCUACUGAUUUAAGAUGUGCGCAUAUUUAUAUCCCAGAAACAACACAAAGUUAUUUUGUACACAUUAAGCUAAGUAAGCUAAUGCCUUUGAAUGUAUUCACUAAAAUGUGAAAAUGUAUAGAUUUUUCAUUUUAUUAUAAGGGGCAAUACUGCUUGUUAGAUUUAUUUUUGAAUAUCUGACAUAAUUUUAAGGAUCUAUACUGCACUAGCUCAAACUAAGUGACAGACAUGUAAAACUAAACCCAGUCAUGGCACCAGACUAACCUGAGAGCAAAAUCUACUUACAUACACAGCCCACAGGAUCAAUUCAAUUGCAGUCUCACACCGUCUCUAUAUAUAAUAACCCUCUAUGUCCUGCUCUCACUGUUGCUGUUUAAAUCCCUGACCCACAUUUCUGACAUGGCUCUCAGGUUGCGGCUAUAGCCAGUGUGUAUGCAAAUAGUAGAUCUUUGUUAUUAAAGAGAUGUUGCUGGUUGAA